Messenger RNA from Panthera uncia (snow leopard), 12800 nucleotides. It is a transcript of the gene ZFHX3, whose product is annotated as zinc finger homeobox 3. Gene Ontology annotation, cellular component: nucleus. Gene Ontology annotation, molecular function: DNA-binding transcription factor activity, RNA polymerase II-specific; RNA polymerase II cis-regulatory region sequence-specific DNA binding; zinc ion binding. NCBI's taxonomy places the organism in Eukaryota, Metazoa, Chordata, Mammalia, Carnivora, Felidae. The record is from RefSeq and is a predicted model, not a curated record. Gene Ontology annotation, biological process: regulation of neuron differentiation; regulation of transcription by RNA polymerase II; brain development.
GUCCCCAUGCUAGAGUGGCCUGGCUGUGACGUGGAUGGGGCCCAGAGACCCAUGGCUCCGGUUCUGAGGCCUCAGGCUCUCUUUUGUGGCCGAGGGCGCGCCCCUUUCUUCUCGCCCGAUUCUAGGCCGGCCCCUGACUUUUGAUGAGAGAGAGGGGUCAGCGCCUGGGAAGGACCGGGCUUUGUUCCCGCCGGGCCCGUUCCCGAGGCGGCGCAGGCCCAGCCGCCCAGGGCUCCCGUCCCAGGCGCGCGGCCCGGCCUGCCCAGAAGCCAGUACCCGGAGAGCGACCGAGCGCUCGGGCCUCGCGCGCCCGGGCGUCCCCGUGUCCCUGCGGGCGCGGCCGCCGCCGAGUACCCGGCUUGCGCCCGGCACGACUGUAGAUGUCAGGCUUUGCCCGGGGAGCCGAGCGGCGGCGGGGCUGUGAGUUUCAAAUUAACCUUCCGCUUUGUUGCUGUGUAAUGUGGAUCCCCGAAGGCCCCCCGCCCCGCCCGCCCCCCUUCCCCGGGCGGUGAGCCUGCAAACUGCGAGUUGAGCUUCAUUUACAUAAAGCGAUUCCGGGCGGGCGGUGAGCCGGCGGCGGGCAGGCCGGGGACCCGGACGCGAGCGCCGCGCCCCGUGGGUGAAUCCCCGCCGCGCGACCGGGGGACCCUCCCUCCCAGGGAGGGGCGACCGCCAGCCCCCGCCGCCACCAUGCGCCCCCCUGCCCUGCCUGCGGCCCCCCUGCACCUAGACAGAGCCACCUCGGAGUCCCGGGGGCGGCGGGAGGUGGGGAGAAUGCCGCCUGGGGUGGGUAAGUUCGGGGCUCCGGUGCCGCUGGAAUUUCCCAUUGUCGAGCGCGCCGCGGCCCCCGGACCUGCGAGUGCCUCCUCCCUCCGGAGGUGUGCGGAGCCUUUGUGUGCCAGGUCCGAUCCGUACUGGGUGCAAUGAAAGCUCUACGCAGGCCUUACCAUGGAAGGCUGUGACUCGCCCGUCGUCUCGGGGAAGGACAAUGGGUGCGGUAUCCCUCAGCACCAGCAAUGGACUGAACUCAACAGCACCCACCUCCCCGACAAACCCAGUAGCAUGGAGCAGUCCACAAGCGAGAACCACGGGCCCCUGGACAGCCUGAGGGCCCCCUUCAAUGAGCGCCUCGCGGAGAGCUCCGCCUCGGCCGGCCCCACCGCCGAGCCCGCCGGCAAGGAGGUCAGCUGCAACGGGUGCUCGGCCUCCUUCGCCAGCCUGCAGACCUACAUGGAGCACCACUGUCCCAGCGCGCGCCCCCCGCUGCCCCUGAGGGAGGAGAGCGGGAGCGACACCAGUGAGGAGGGGGACGAGGAGAGUGAUGUGGAGAACCUGGCUGGGGAGAUAGUCUACCAGCCCGACGGCUCGGCCUACAUUGUCGAGAGCCUGAGCCAGCUGACCCAAAGCGGGGGCGCCUGUGGCAGCGGCAGCGGCCCCCCCCCCUCGCUCUUCCUGAACUCUCUCCCCGGGGCGGGGGGCAAACAAGGGGACCCUUCUUGUGCUGCACCAGUCUACCCACAGAUCAUCAACACUUUCCACAUAGCCUCAUCCUUCGGGAAAUGGUUUGAGGGCCCAGACCAGGCUUUCCCGAAUACCUCAGCCCUGACGGGGCUCAGCCCCGUCCUGCACAGCUUCCGCGUGUUUGACGUGCGACACAAAAGCAACAAGGAUUACCUGAACAGCGACGGCUCCGCCAAAAGCUCCUGCGUAUCCAAAGAUGUUCCCAACAACGUGGACCUGUCCAAAUUCGAUGGCUUUGUGCUCUACGGCAAGAGGAAGCCCAUCCUGAUGUGCUUCCUGUGCAAACUCUCCUUCGGGUACGUCCGUUCGUUUGUGACCCACGCGGUGCACGACCAUCGAAUGACCCUGAGUGAAGACGAGCGGAAAAUUCUUAGCAAUAAGAACAUCUCCGCUAUCAUCCAAGGGAUUGGCAAAGACAAGGAACCCCUUGUGAGUUUUUUGGAACCAAAAAACAAAAACUUUCAACACCCUUUAGUUUCUACGGCUAACCUCAUAGGCCCCGGACACAGUUUUUAUGGGAAAUUUAGUGGCAUUCGGAUGGAAGGGGAGGAGGCUCUCCCAGCCGGCUCUGCUGCUGGCCCCGAGCAGCCCCAGGCUGGUAUCUUGACCCCCAGCACCCUCUUGAACCUUGGCGGGCUCACCAGCUCGGUCCUGAAGACCCCCAUUACCUCAGUCCCCCUGGGGCCUCUGGCCUCCAGUCCUACCAAAUCCUCAGAGGGCAAGGACUCUGGGGCAGCAGAAGGAGAGAAGCAAGAAGUAGGCGAUCCGGAUUGUUUCUCUGAGAAAGCAGAGCCAGCUGAGGAGGAGGCAGAGGAGGAAGAGGAGGAAGAAGAGGCAGAGGAGGAGGAGGAAGAAGAAGAGGAGGAAGAAGAGGAGGAGGAAGACGAGGGUUGCAAAGGACUCUUUCCAAGCGAGUUGGACGACGAACUGGAGGACAGGCCCCACGAGGAGGCUGGGCCCGUGGCAGGUAGCAGCAGCAAAAAGGACCUUGCUCUCUCAAACCAAAGCAUUUCUAACUCCCCCUUAAUGCCUAAUGUGCUCCAGACCCUGUCGAGGGGCACAGCUUCUACUAGUUCUAAUUCUGCUUCUUCCUUUGUUGUCUUUGAUGGUGCGAACAGGAGGAAUCAUUUAAGCUUUAACAGUGAGGGCGUCAGGGCCAAUGUGGCAGAGGGCGGCAGGAGGCUGGACUUUGCUGACGAAAGUGCCAAUAAAGACAAUGCCACAGCACCAGAACCAAAUGAAAGCACAGAGGGCGACGAUGGGGGCUUUGUCCCCCAUCACCAGCACGCUGGCUCCCUCUGCGAGCUUGGGGUUGGGGAAUGCCCCUCGGGGAGCGGCGUGGAGUGCCCCAAAUGCGACACGGUCCUGGGCUCCUCCCGCUCGCUGGGCGGCCACAUGACCAUGAUGCAUUCUCGUAACUCAUGUAAGACACUUAAGUGCCCCAAGUGCAACUGGCACUACAAGUACCAGCAGACACUGGAGGCUCACAUGAAGGAGAAGCACCCGGAGCCGGGGGGCUCCUGUGUCUACUGCAAAAGCGGGCAGCCCCACCCUCGGUUGGCACGAGGUGAGAGCUACACGUGUGGUUACAAGCCUUUCCGCUGUGAGGUGUGUAACUACUCCACAACUACCAAAGGCAACCUCAGUAUUCAUAUGCAGUCCGACAAGCAUCUCAACAACAUGCAGAACCUGCAGAAUGGAGGAGGGGAGCAGGUGUUCAGCCACUCGGCCGGGGCGGCGGCGGCGGCGGCGGCGGCCGCGGCCGCGGCGGCCAACAUCGGCAGCUCCUGCGGGGCCCCCUCGCCCACCAAACCAAAAACCAAACCCACCUGGCGGUGCGAGGUGUGCGAUUACGAGACCAACGUGGCCAGGAACCUGCGCAUCCACAUGACCAGCGAGAAGCACAUGCAUAACAUGAUGCUGCUGCAGCAGAACAUGUCCCAGAUUCAACACAACCGCCACCUGGGCCUCGGCAGCCUGCCCUCGCCCGCCGAGGCCGAGCUUUACCAAUACUACCUGGCCCAGAACAUGAACCUGCCCAACCUGAAAAUGGACAACACUGCCUCGGACGCCCAGUUCAUGAUGAGUGGAUUCCAGCUGGAUCCCACCGGGCCCAUGGCCGCCAUGACGCCUGCUCUAGUGGGCGGUGAGAUCCCCCUAGACAUGCGCCUCGGGGGCGGGCAACUGGUGUCGGAGGAGCUGAUGAACCUGGGCGAGAGCUUCAUCCAGACCAACGACCCAUCUCUGAAGCUCUUCCAGUGUGCCGUGUGCAACAAGUUCACCACGGACAACCUGGACAUGCUGGGGCUGCACAUGAACGUGGAGCGCAGCCUCCCAGAGGACGAGUGGAAGGCCGUGAUGGGGGACUCGUACCAGUGCAAACUCUGCCGCUACAACACCCAGCUCAAGGCCAACUUCCAGCUGCACUGUAAGACCGACAAGCAUGUGCAGAAGUACCAGCUGGUGGCCCACAUCAAGGAGGGUGGCAAAGCCAAUGAGUGGCGGCUCAAGUGUGUGGCCAUCGGCAACCCUGUCCAUCUCAAGUGCAACGCGUGUGACUACUACACCAACAGCCUGGAGAAGCUGCGGCUGCACACGGUCAACUCCAGACACGAGGCCAGCCUGAAGCUGUACAAGCACCUGCAGCAGCACGAGAGCGGAGUGGAGGGCGAAAGUUGCUAUUACCACUGCGUCCUGUGCAACUACUCCACCAAGGCCAAGCUGAACCUCAUCCAGCACGUGCGCUCCAUGAAGCACCAGCGCAGCGAGAGCCUGCGCAAGCUGCAGCGGCUGCAGAAGGGCCUUCCCGAGGAGGACGAGGACCUGGGGCAGAUCUUCACCAUCCGCAGGUGCCCCUCCACCGAUCCGGAAGAAGCCAUUGAAGAUGUUGAAGGGCCCAGUGAAGCGCCUGCUGACCCAGAGGAGCUUGCUAAAGACCAGGAGAGUGGAGGCGAGAAAGACCAGAGCAAGUGGACAGCAUCGUCCAGCCAAGCAGAGAAGGAGCUGACAGAUUCUCCCGCGACCUCCAAACGCAUCUCCUUCACAGGUAGCUCAGAAUCUCCUCUUUCUUCAAAGCGACCUAAAACAACAGAGGAGACCAAAUCAGAGCAGAUGUACCAGUGUCCCUACUGCAAGUACAGCAAUGCCGACGUCAACCGCCUCCGGGUGCACGCCAUGACGCAGCACUCCGUGCAGCCCAUGCUGCGUUGCCCCCUGUGCCAGGACAUGCUCAACAACAAGAUCCACCUCCAGCUGCACCUCACCCACCUCCACAGCGUGGCACCUGACUGCGUGGAGAAACUCAUUAUGACGGUGACCACCCCUGAGAUGGUGAUGCCCAGCAGCAUGUUCCUCCCAGCAGCUGUUCCAGAUCGAGACGGGAACUCCAAUCUGGAGGAGGCAGGAAAGCAGCCUGAAACCUCAGAGGAUUUGGGAAAGAACAUCUUGCCCUCUGUAAGCACAGAGCACAGUGGAGAUUUGAAACCUUCUCCUGCUGACCCAGGGGCUGUGAGAGAAGAUUCAGGCUUCCUGUGCUGGAAGAAGGGGUGCAACCAGGUUUUCAAAACUUCUGCCACUCUUCAGACCCACUUCAAUGAGGUUCAUGCCAAGCGGCCUCAGCUGCCUGUGUCAGAUCGCCAUGUGUACAAGUAUCGCUGUAAUCAAUGCAGCCUGGCUUUCAAGACCAUUGAAAAGCUCCAGCUCCAUUCUCAGUACCACGUGAUCAGAGCUGCCACCAUGUGCUGUCUUUGUCAGCGCAGUUUCCGAACUUUCCAGGCUCUGAAAAAACACCUUGAGACAAGCCACCUGGAGUUGAGUGAGGCCGACAUCCAACAGCUUUAUGGUGGCCUUCUGGCCAACGGGGACCUCCUAGCAAUGGGAGACCCUACCCUGGCCGAGGACCACACCAUAAUUGUUGAGGAAGACAAGGAGGAAGAGAGUGAUUUGGAAGAUAAACAGAGCCCAACAGGCAGUGACUCUGGGUCGGUACAAGAAGACUCAGGCUCAGAGCCAAAGAGAGCUCUACCUUUCAGGAAAGGCCCCAACUUCACCAUGGAAAAAUUUCUAGACCCCUCUCGCCCUUACAAGUGUACCGUCUGCAAGGAAUCCUUCACUCAAAAAAAUAUCCUGUUAGUGCACUACAAUUCUGUCUCCCACCUGCAUAAGUUAAAGAGAGCCCUUCAAGAGUCGGCAACUGGUCAGCCCGAACCCACCAGCAGCCCAGACAACAAACCUUUCAAGUGUAACACUUGUAAUGUGGCCUAUAGCCAGAGUUCCACUUUGGAGAUCCACAUGAGGUCUGUGUUGCAUCAAACCAAGGCCCGAGCAGCCAAGUUGGAGGCUGCAAGUGGCAAUAGCAAUGGGACUGGGAAUAGCAGCAGUGUCUCCCUGAGCUCCUCCACCCCAAGUCCUGUAAGCACCAGUGGCAGUAACACCUUUACCACCACCAAUCCAAGCAGUGCUGGCAUCGCUCCGAGCUCCAACUUACUGAGCCAAGUGCCCGCUGAAAGCGUAGGGAUGCCGCCCCUGGGGAAUCCCAUCGGCGCCAAUAUCACUUCCCCUUCAGAGCCCAAGGAGGCGAAUCGGAAGAAGCUAGCAGAUAUGAUUGCAUCCAGGCAGCAACAACAGCAGCAACAACAAGCACAGACACUGGCCCAGGCCCAGGCUCAAGUUCAAGCUCACCUGCAGCAGGAGCUGCAGCAGCAGGCUGCCCUGAUCCAGUCUCAGCUGUUCAACCCCACCCUCCUUCCUCACUUCCCCAUGACCACAGAGACCCUGCUGCAGCUCCAGCAGCAGCAGCAUCUCCUCUUCCCCUUCUACAUCCCCAGUGCAGAGUUCCAGCUCAACCCUGAGGUGAGCUUGCCAGUGACCAGCGGGGCACUGACGCUGACGGGGACGGGCCCGGGCCUGCUGGAUGAUCUGAAGGCUCAGGUUCAGAUCCCACCGCAGAGCCACCAGCAGAUCCUACAGCAGCAGCAGCAGCAAAGCCAGUUGUCUCUGUCCCAGAGUCACUCGGCCCUUCUGCAGCCAAGCCAGCACCCCGAAAAGAAAAACAAACUGAUCGUCAAAGAAAAGGAAAAAGAAAGCCAGAGAGAGAGGGACAGUGCUGAGGUGGGAGAGGGCAAUCCAGCACCCAAGGAAUCGCUGCCGGAUGCCUUGAAGGCUAAAGAGAAGAAAGAGUUAGCACCGGCAGGUAGUUCUGAGCCUUCCAUGCUCCCUCCGCGCAUCGCCUCAGAUGCGAGAGGGAACGCCACCAAGGCCUUACUGGAGAACUUUGGCUUUGAGCUGGUCAUUCAGUACAACGAGAACAAACAGAAGGUGCAGAAGAAGAAUGGGAAGACUGAGCAGGGAGAGAACCUGGAAAAGCUGGAGUGUGACUCCUGUGGCAAGUUGUUUUCUAACAUCUUGAUUUUAAAGAGUCAUCAAGAGCACGUUCACCAAAACUACUUUCCCUUUAAACAGUUAGAGAGAUUUGCUAAACAGUACCGAGAGCACUACGAUAAACUGUACCCCCUGAGGCCCCAGACCCCGGAGCCCCCACCACCACCUCCCCCACCCCCUCCUCCACCCCCACUUCCCUCAGCACCGCCUCAGCCAGCUUCCACGCCAGCCAUCCCUGCAUCGGCCCCGCCCAUCACUUCACCGACGAUCGCACCGACCCAGCCAUCUGUGCCACUCACCCAGCUCUCCAUGCCCAUGGAGCUGCCCAUCUUCUCCCCGCUGAUGAUGCAGACGAUGCCACUGCAGACCUUGCCGGCUCAGCUUCCCCCUCAACUUGGACCUGUGGAGCCUCUGCCUGCGGACCUGGCCCAGCUGUAUCAGCAUCAGCUCAAUCCAAGCCUGCUCCAGCAACAGAACAAGAGGCCUCGCACCAGAAUCACAGAUGACCAGCUCCGGGUCCUGCGACAGUAUUUUGACAUUAACAACUCCCCCAGUGAAGAGCAGAUCAAAGAAAUGGCAGACAAGUCUGGGUUGCCCCAGAAGGUGAUCAAGCACUGGUUCAGAAACACCCUCUUCAAAGAGAGGCAGCGUAACAAGGAUUCCCCUUACAACUUUAGCAAUCCUCCUAUCACCAGCCUGGAGGAGCUCAAGAUUGACUCCCGGCCCCCUUCUCCGGAACCGCAGAAGCAGGAGUACUGGGGAAGCAAGAGGUCUUCAAGAACAAGGUUUACAGAUUACCAACUGAGAGUCCUACAGGAUUUCUUUGAUGCCAAUGCUUACCCAAAGGAUGAUGAAUUUGAGCAACUCUCUAAUUUACUGAACCUUCCAACCCGAGUCAUAGUGGUGUGGUUUCAAAAUGCCCGACAGAAGGCCAGGAAAAAUUAUGAGAAUCAGGGGGAGGGCAAAGAUGGAGAGCGGCGCGAGCUUACAAACGAUAGGUAUAUUCGAACAAGCAACUUGAACUACCAGUGCAAAAAAUGUAGCCUGGUGUUUCAGCGCAUCUUUGAUCUCAUCAAGCAUCAGAAGAAGCUGUGUUACAAAGAUGAGGAUGAGGAGGGGCAGGAUGACAGCCAAAAUGAGGAUUCCAUGGAUGCCAUGGAAAUCCUGACACCCACCAGCUCCUCCUGCAGCACCCCAAUGCCCUCACAGGCAUACAGCGCCCCAGCAUCAUCGGCCAACACAGCUUCCUCUGCUUUCUUACAGCUCACGGCAGAGGCUGACGAACUGGCCACUUUUAGUUCAAAAACAGAGGCGAGUGAUGAGAAACCAAAGCAGGCUGAACCUCCCAGUGCACAGCCAAGCCAAACCCAAGAAAAGCAAGGACAACCAAAGGCAGAGCUGCAGCAGCAAGACCAGCCUGAGCAGAAGACAAACACAGCCCAGCAAAAGCUCCCACAGCUCACUUCCCCUGCUGCGUUGCCACAGCCUCCUCCACAAGCACCCCCACCUCAGUGCCCCUUACCCCAGUCAAGCCCCAGUCCUUCCCAGCUCUCCCACCUGCCCCUCAAGCCCCUCCACACGUCGACUCCUCAACAGUUGGCAAACCUACCUCCUCAGCUAAUCCCCUACCAGUGUGACCAAUGUAAGUUGGCAUUUCCAUCGUUUGAGCACUGGCAGGAGCAUCAGCAGCUUCAUUUUCUGAGUGCACAGAAUCAGUUCAUCCACCCCCAGUUUUUGGACAGGUCACUGGAUAUGCCUUUCAUGCUGUUUGACCCUAGUAACCCACUCCUGGCAAGCCAGCUGCUCUCUGGGGCCAUACCUCAGAUUCCAGCCAGCUCGGCCACUUCUCCUUCAACUCCGACCUCCACAAUGAACACUCUGAAGAGGAAGCUGGAGGAAAAGGCCAGUGCAAGCCCUGGAGAAAAUGACAGUGGGACAGGAGGAGAAGAACCUCAGAGAGACAAGCGUUUGAGGACAACUAUUACACCAGAACAGCUAGAAAUACUGUACCAAAAGUAUCUAUUAGACUCCAAUCCAACUCGAAAGAUGUUGGAUCACAUUGCGCAUGAGGUGGGCUUAAAGAAACGUGUGGUACAAGUCUGGUUUCAGAAUACCCGAGCCCGGGAACGGAAAGGACAGUUCCGGGCUGUGGGCCCAGCCCAGGCCCAUAGGAGAUGCCCCUUUUGCAGAGCACUCUUCAAAGCCAAGACUGCCCUUGAGGCUCAUAUCCGGUCCCGUCAUUGGCAUGAAGCCAAGAGAGCUGGCUACAACCUUACUCUGUCUGCAAUGCUCCUAGACUGUGAUGGGGGACUUCAGAUGAAAGGAGAUAUUUUUGAUGGAACCAGUUUUUCCCACCUACCCCCAAGCAGUAGUGAUGGCCAAGGUGUGCCCCUCUCACCUGUGAGUAAAACCAUGGAGUUGUCUCCCAGAACUCUUCUUAGCCCUUCUUCCAUCAAGGUGGAAGGGAUUGAAGACUUUGAAAGCCCCUCCAUGUCCUCAGUUAAUCUAAACUUUGACCAAACCAAGCUGGACAAUGACGACUGUUCCUCUGUCAACACAGCAAUCACAGAUACCACUACAGGAGACGAGGGCAACGCAGAUAAUGACAGUGCAACGGGAAUAGCAACUGAAACCAAAUCCUCCUCUGCACCCAAUGAAGGGUUGACCAAAGCGGCCAUGAUGGCAAUGUCUGAGUAUGAAGAUCGGUUGUCAUCGGGUCUGGUCAGUCCAGCCCCAAGCUUUUACAGCAAGGAAUAUGACAAUGAAGGUACAGUGGACUAUAGUGAAACCUCAAGCCUUGCAGACCCCUGCUCCCCGAGUCCUGGUGCAAGUGGGUCAGCAGGCAAAUCUGGAGACAGUGGGGAUCGGCCAGGGCAGAAACGUUUUCGCACUCAGAUGACCAAUCUGCAGCUCAAAGUCCUCAAGUCAUGCUUUAAUGACUACAGGACACCCACCAUGCUAGAGUGUGAGGUCCUGGGCAAUGAUAUUGGACUGCCAAAGAGAGUUGUUCAGGUCUGGUUCCAGAAUGCCCGGGCAAAAGAAAAGAAGUCCAAGUUAAGCAUGGCCAAGCAUUUUGGUAUAAACCAAACAAGUUACGAGGGACCGAAAACAGAGUGCACUUUGUGUGGCAUCAAGUACAGCGCUAGGCUGUCUGUACGUGACCAUAUCUUUUCCCAACAGCAUAUCUCCAAAGUUAAAGACACCAUUGGAAGCCAGUUGGACAAGGAGAAAGAAUACUUUGACCCAGCCACUGUACGUCAGUUGAUGGCUCAACAAGAGUUGGACCGGAUUAAAAAGGCCAAUGAGGUCCUCGGACUGGCAGCUCAGCAGCAAGGGAUGUUUGACAAUGCCCCUCUUCAGGCUCUCAACCUUCCUACAGCAUAUCCCACGCUCCAGGGCAUUCCUCCUGUGUUGCUCCCCAGCCUCAACAGCCCCUCUUUGCCGGGCUUUACUCCAUCCAACACAGCUUUAACAUCUCCUAAACCGAACUUGAUGGGUCUGCCCAGCACAACAGUUCCUUCCCCUGGCCUCCCCACAUCUGGAUUACCAAAUAAACCAUCCUCAGCAUCGCUGAGCUCCCCGACCCCAGCACAAGCCACCAUGGCGAUGGCCCCUCAGCAACCCCCCCAACCCCAGCAGCAGCUACAGGUGCAGCCGCCGCCGCCCGCAGCCCAGCCACCAGCUGCACCACAGCUCCCACCCCAACAGCAGCGCAAGGACAAAGACAGUGAGAAGGUCAAGGAGAAGGAAAAGGCACAGAAAGGGAAAGGGGAGCCCCUCCCUGUCCCCAAGAAGGAGAAAGGAGAGGCCCCCACAGCGGCCACAGCCACGAUCUCAGCCCCGCUGCCCGCCAUGGAGUAUGCAGUGGACCCUGCGCAGCUGCAGGCCCUGCAGGCAGCCUUGACUUCGGACCCCACAGCGUUGCUCACGAGCCAGUUCCUUCCUUACUUUGUACCAGGCUUCUCUCCUUACUAUGCCCCCCAGAUCCCCGGCGCCCUGCAGAGCGGGUACCUGCAGCCUAUGUAUGGCAUGGAAGGCCUGUUCCCCUACAGCCCUGCACUGUCGCAGGCCCUGAUGGGGCUGUCCCCGGGCUCCCUACUGCAGCAGUACCAGCAAUACCAGCAGAGUCUGCAGGAGGCGAUCCAGCAGCAGCAGCAGCGGCAACUGCAGCAGCAGCAGCAAAAAGUGCAGCAGCAGCCCAAAGCAAGCCAAACCCCAGUCCCCCAGGGGGCUGCUUCCCCAGACAAAGACCCUGCCAAAGAAUCCCCCAAACCAGAAGAGCAGAAAAACGCACCCCGUGAGGUGUCCCCCCUCCUGCCGAAACCCCCUGAAGAGCCAGAAGCAGAAAGCAAAAGUGCGGACUCCCUCUAUGACCCCUUCAUUGUUCCAAAGGUGCAGUACAAGUUGGUCUGCCGCAAGUGCCAGGCGGGCUUCGGUGACGAGGAGGCGGCAAGGAGUCACCUGAAGUCCCUCUGCUUCUUCGGCCAGUCUGUGGUGAACCUGCAAGAGAUGGUGCUUCACGUCCCCACGGGCGGCGGCGGCAGUGGCGGCGGCAGCGGUGGCGGCGGUGGCGGCGGCGGCUCGUACCACUGCCUGGCGUGCGAGAGCGCGCUCUGUGGGGAGGAAGCUCUGAGUCAACAUCUCGAGUCGGCCUUGCACAAACACAGAACAAUCACGAGAGCAGCAAGAAACGCCAAAGAGCACCCUAGUUUAUUACCUCACUCUGCCUGCUUCCCCGAUCCUAGCACCGCAUCUACCUCGCAGUCUGCCGCUCACUCAAACGACAGCCCCCCUCCCCCGUCGGCCGCCGCCCCCUCCUCGUCCUCCGCUUCCCCCCACGCCUCCAGGAAGUCUUGGCCGCAAGUGGUCUCCCGGGCUUCGGCCGCGAAGCCCCCUUCUUUUCCUCCUCUCUCCUCAUCUUCAACGGUUACCUCAAGUUCAUGCAGCACCUCAGGGGUUCAGCCCUCGAUGCCAACAGACGACUAUUCGGAGGAGUCUGACACGGAUCUCAGCCAAAAGUCCGACGGACCGGCGAGCCCGGUGGAGGGUCCCAAAGACCCCAGCUGCCCCAAGGACAGUGGUCUGACCAGUGUAGGAACGGACACCUUCAGAUUGUAAGCUUUGAAGAUGAACAAUAACAAACAAAUGAAUUUAAAUAAAAAAGAUUAAUAACAAACCAAUUUCAAAAAUAGACUAACUGCAAUUCCAAAGCUUCUAACCAAAAAAAAAAAAAAAAAAAAAAAAAAAAGGAAAAAAAGAAAAAGCGUGGGUUGUUUUCCCAUAUACCUAUCUAUGCCGGUGAUUUUACAUUCUUUUCUUUUUUCUUUCAAUAUUAAAAAAAAAAAACAACAAAAAACAACAAAAAAAAAAAAACAAAAAAACCCACCUUAACCCUGUUACAUUGUGUCCUUUUGAAGGUACUAUUGGUCUGGGAAACAGAAGUCCGCAGGGCCUCCCUAAUGUCUUUGGAGCUUAAACCCCUUGUAUAUUUGCCCUCUUUUCAAUAAACGCCCCAUGUUGAUAGCACAGAGGAGCCCGGCAUGCACUGUAUGGGAAAGCAGUCCACCUUGUUACAGUUUUAAAUUUCUUGCUAUCUUAGCAUUCAGAUACCAAUGGCUUGCUAAAAGAAAAAAAGAAAUGUAAUGUCUUUUUAUUCUCAGGUCAAUCGCUCACACUUUGUUCUGUUUUCAGAAUCAUUGUUUUAUAAUAUAUUAUUUUUUCAGUUUUUCUUUUGUUCCAGAAAAGAUUUUUUUGUUAAUUUAAAAACGGGCAGAAAGUAUUCGAGAAAAACAAUGUGAACUGCUUUAGCUUUCUGGGGAUUUAAAGGAUAGCUUUUCUGCUGAAGCCAAUUUCAAGGGGAAAAGUUAAGCACUCCCACUUUCAGAAAAAAAAAAAACAAA